Phyllopteryx taeniolatus (common seadragon) is the source of this 1859-nucleotide messenger RNA. RefSeq names its product PRP31 pre-mRNA processing factor 31 homolog (yeast) (gene prpf31). Gene Ontology annotation, biological process: spliceosomal tri-snRNP complex assembly; mRNA splicing, via spliceosome. The record is from RefSeq and is a predicted model, not a curated record. Gene Ontology annotation, cellular component: precatalytic spliceosome; U4 snRNP; U4/U6 x U5 tri-snRNP complex. The transcript is spliced from 14 exons. NCBI's taxonomy places the organism in Eukaryota, Metazoa, Chordata, Actinopteri, Syngnathiformes, Syngnathidae. The coding region runs from base 271 to 1797 and encodes 508 amino acids.
ACGGAAAAUGAAUGGAUGGAGAUUUAGCCAAGAUCAUCCAAGAUUUAUCCGAGAUUAACUGUCCGAUAGCCAAUGUCUGACUUCAUUUCCCAUAAAGCCAUGCGGCUUUGAUGACGACAUUUCCACGCGACCAGCAUCAUCCAGUGGCAACAUUUUGUUGGGGGAAAGAAGGCAAAACUAGGUGUUUUCGCAUUAUUUAAAAGGAUUUGAACACUACGAAGGACGUCCGUGUGCUUUUGUUAUCAGUCUCCCUGAAUUUGAACAUUCGAGAUGUCUCUGGCCGACGAGCUCCUGGCGGACUUGGAGGAGGCGGGCGACGAGGGUGAGGAUGGCUUGUACCCAGAAGGUGAGGAAGGCGACAGCGAUGGAGAGGCCUCGCAGGGGAGGAACGACCGCGGGCUGGAGGACAUCCCCGAGGAGAUGGAAGUGGACUACAGUAAAGCGGAGAGUGUCGCGUCCAUCGCCAAACUCCGCAAUAGCAAACAAUUUUCAGACAUCACGGAGAAGAUAUCAGGAUAUGUCGGAAAGCAACGCAAGAACUCAGAUGUGUCAGGCCCUGUGGAGGCCGACCCAGAAUACAGGCUCAUCGUAGCGGCCAAUAACCUGACGGUGGAGAUCGACAACGAGCUCAAUAUCAUUCACAAGUUCACACGUGACAAAUACUCCAAAAGGUUCCCGGAAUUAGAAUCUCUGGUGCCGGAUUCUUUGGAUUACAUCCGCACAGUCAAGGAGCUGGGAAACAACCUGGAGAAGUGCAAAAACAACGAGACUUUACAGCAGAUCCUCACCAACGCCACCAUCAUGGUUGUGAGUGUCACAGCCUCCACCACACAAGGGUCUCUGCUGAACGAGCUUGAGCUGAAGCAGCUGGAGGAGUCGUGCGACAUGGCUCUGGAGCUGAACCAAUCCAAGCACAGGAUCUACGAGUACGUGGAGUCCAGGAUGUCGUUCAUCGCCCCCAAUCUCUCCAUCAUCGUCGGCGCGUCCACUGCCGCCAAGCUCAUGGGUAUCGCCGGAGGUCUCACCAACCUGUCCAAGAUGCCCGCCUGCAACCUGAUGCUGCUGGGAGCUCAGAGGAGAACGCUGUCCGGCUUCAGCAGCACCUCGCUGCUCCCUCACACGGGCUUCAUCUACCACUGCGAUGUGGUGCAGACGCUACCACCCGACCUGAGGAGGAAAGCGGCCCGUCUGGUGUCUGCAAAGUGCACGCUGGCCUCAAGAGUGGACAGUUUUCAUGAGAGCUCUGACGGCAAGGUGGGUUACGACCUGAAAGAAGAAAUUGAGAGGAAGUUCGACAAGUGGCAGGAGCCUCCACCCGUCAAGCAGGUCAAACCUCUGCCCGCUCCCCUGGACGGGCAGAGGAAGAAAAGAGGAGGCAGGAGGUACCGAAAGAUGAAAGAGCGUCUGGGCCUCACUGAGAUCAGGAAACACGCCAACAGGAUGACCUUUGCGGAGAUAGAAGACGACGCGUACCAGGAGGACCUGGGCUUCAGUCUGGGUCAGCUGGGGAAGAGCGGCAGCGGACGCGUCAGGCAGGCACAGGUCAACGACGCCACCAAGGCCAGAAUCUCCAAAUCCCUCCAGAGGACGCUGCAAAAGCAGAGCGUGACGUACGGCGGCAAGUCCACAGUGAGAGAUCGCUCGUCGGGGACCAGCUCCAGCGUUGCCUUCACUCCUCUACAGGGAUUGGAGAUCGUCAACCCGCAAGCUGCGGAGAAAAAGGUGGCCGAAGCCAACCAGAAGUAUUUCUCCAACAUGGCAGAAUUCCUCAAAGUCAAGAAGGAAUCCAAGAAGUGAAAUCUUUUUUAUUUUUUUUUAUUUUUGUUGGCAUUUUAAUAUCAAUAAAAUAUGUAAAGGUU